AUGGAAUCGUGGAACACUUACUCUCAAACCUCACAUGGAACACCCAGUUCUACCUGGUUGUGUCCACAAAAUAAUUCGCAUGGUUCAGAUUGGUUGCAACCUCAGAACAAUUCUUCUAUUGAGCGAGAACGUAAUGAGAACACGGCCCUGGCUACUCCGACACGUUUUAUGAUGGAAUAUAAUGAAAUGAAUCAAACUUCUACGACAAAUCCUUAUUUCAGUCCUUUCGCUCAAGAAAUGGACAGACUCUUUGACUUAAAAAUUGGUAAUCAAGAAGACUUGUUAAAUAACAGCGUGUACAGCAAUGAAGAUUUUUCAUUUUUGAAUACGAGCGAGUCCAUUGUCCCCGUUUCAACCUCUACCAUCCCUAUUUCCAAUACCACAUCAAACAGAAACCUGAUAAAUUCCCCCACUCCAAGCCUCGUCACGGAUGACGACCAAGAUCAGUUAUAUAAUAUAAAUGAACAAUUGGUUCAGUAUCCCAUUGUCACAUCGUCGUCUUCAUUCAUCUCAUCAAAUUACAUCGCUGAUGAUCAACAAAAGCAGCGUCAAAUUCAAUACCCUACGCCUACGUCAGUUUCUUUCCCCCAUUCGAUUUCUGAUACGACUGAAAAUAAUAUUCAAAAGAAUCAAAAUGAACGACAAACCUUAACCUCGUCUAAAAGUUCCGUUUCAUCGUCACCCAUUUCUCAAUCUUCUUCACCUGUCGUCGUUAAUGAAUCUCAUAAACUUGUCCAACAAAGUACUGAACGAGAACAAUCAGCUAAUUAUUCCGUGAGAUCAACGUCUUCAUUCUACCAAUCUGAUGACAAGCAAGACUUAUAUAUCCAAGGAGUCCGGCAACGAUUAUAUCCUUCCAUUAACGAUACAAUGUUGUCGGCCACUCCACGAAAUCUUGAAAAUCGGGAUCAAUACUUGCAAGCAAAAAAGCAUGAUCCAAAGCAAUUGCUUUUACCUUUGACGGUCAGCAAACCUUCAACAGACGUGAUUACGAUCACUUCGCCUUCUUCAAGCCUCGCCACCGAUGAUGAUGAAAUGGAAAUAUCCGAACAAAGGAGGAGUAAUCGUCAGAGUGGCUAUCAAGACUUCCAAUUGAGUAUCUCUACUAAUGACCUACCGAUGCAACAACCUUCUCCUGCGUCAUCUGAAUAUUACUCGAGCAAUUCGAAGACGCCACCUUCCUCUCAUGACACCACUCCGAAAGAAAAGAAGCGUCGUGCAUCACAAAAAAAGAUCAAUAGUAAGAGACCUGGAAAGCUUCACGAUGAAACGUUAAUCACUCCAAUCGACGAAUCCCAUUCUGAUAUUCAAGAGCAAGCUCUUAUGGCCGCAACAUCAUCCGAACAAUCAUCUACGGUUAUUGUGGCAGCUACUUCUACCGAGACCAAUGAAGGCUCUUCCAACACGAAUUCGAACUCAAGCUCAACAAAAACAUCAUCCAACAUGGAUACGUCAUCAGGAACAUCAUCCGCUGAUCUUGACACCUCGACAUCUUGUAUUGGCGUCAAAAGAAAUUCUAUAGAUGAUGGUCACGACGAGACACCCGAGGAAAAAAGGUCAAGAUUAUUAGAAAGAAAUCGAAUUGCAGCUGCAAAAUGCCGUCAAAAGAAAAAACAAGCUCAAGAGAGCCUCCAACACCAAGCGUCAGAUUUGACGCAAAAGAACACGGGAUUGCACUCGGUUGUAAACGAUCUCAGAGAGGAAGCUUUAAGAUUGAAAAAUCAGCUGCUUGCUCACAGCACUU
This is a messenger RNA of Funneliformis mosseae, 1744 nucleotides long. The record is from the annotation of a GenBank genome assembly. NCBI's taxonomy places the organism in Eukaryota, Fungi, Glomeromycota, Glomeromycetes, Glomerales, Glomeraceae.